Molecule: messenger RNA, 993 nt
Organism: Naumovozyma dairenensis CBS 421
Lineage: Eukaryota; Fungi; Ascomycota; Saccharomycetes; Saccharomycetales; Saccharomycetaceae
Gene: BSD2
Product: Bsd2p
Exons: 1
Coding region: 1-993 (330 amino acids)
Biological process (GO): positive regulation of protein ubiquitination; metal ion transport; vacuolar transport
Cellular component (GO): Golgi apparatus; endoplasmic reticulum; perinuclear region of cytoplasm
Source: RefSeq, a predicted model, not a curated record
AUGGCACAAGUAGGAUCAUCAAGUAACACAUCGCUGCCCUACUCGAACGAAGAACCCAUAGAGCUAUCCACAGAUAUACAUACACCGACACACAUCGAAACACGGCCGUCUUCACCUUUCCCAGAGUCUCCAAUCCCACCUGAAGUCGAAACCGAAGCAGCAACUUCCUCACAGCCCGAUGCCAAUGAAACUGAUGAUACCCCUGGUACCAGCGCCACUGAUAGACUCAUCCCAUCAGAGUUAAGAGAAAGAACCGCCAGACACAUAGGGAACAUAGGGAGACAUUUCAAUAUCCUUGAUCGUGUAUUCCGAAGGAGAUCCAACAACACGGAAGAUCUUACGCAUCAUCCUCGAGGUGAAGGUUUCGACGGUGUGUUCAGAAAUUUAACCGCUAAACCUGAAGCUAACGAUAAUGCUGCAAGAGAAAACCAAAACGAUACUCCUCCUACUUAUGAUGAGGCCGCCGCAGAUAUGGUACCAUCUUAUUAUGGUAUGGAUAUGAGUAGUGAGAUGUACGCUGAUGAGAUUUGUAUAGAAGGUUUACCCGUGGGGAAUAUUGCAAAUUUGUUUUGGAAUAUUAUUGUAAGUACUAGCUUCCAAUUCAUUGGGUUCUUAAUCACUUAUAUUUUACACACAUCACAUGCUGCAAAGCAAGGUUCAAGGUUUGGAUUGGGACUGACUUUCAUUGGUUAUGCUUAUUCAAUGAUUCCUAAUAAUGUGACUUCGAAAGUUGGGAAGGAUAAAAGUCUAAAUAGAUUGGAAUUGUCAGAUCCGAACUCUUAUGACGAUUUAGAUUUAUCUUCUGCAACAGCAAUGUCUCAAGAUAACUUUCAAUCUAAUUUAAGCCAUGGAAUGGAUGAAGAGAAACAUCCAGUUCCAAUUUUAGCAAUAUCGGUUGGGCUACUUGGAUUAUUCAUCUCAAUUAAAAGUAUAAUAGACUACAUCAAUGUUAAAAAACUGGAACGUAAGUAUAUGUCACAAGAUCAAGUUUAA